Molecule: messenger RNA, 6634 nt
Organism: Leptonychotes weddellii (Weddell seal)
Lineage: Eukaryota; Metazoa; Chordata; Mammalia; Carnivora; Phocidae
Source: RefSeq, a predicted model, not a curated record
AUGUUCUCUGAAGGUGUUCCCACCCCAAGCCAAGAAAUCCUACGGCACACGCUGAACACGUUGGUACGGGAGAGGAAGAUCUACCCAACUCCGGAUGGCUAUUUCAUCGUGACCCCACAGACUUAUUUCAUUACUCCUUCUCUCAUAAGAACUAACAGUAAAUGGUACCAUUUGGACGAGAGGAUACCUGACAGGUCUCAGUGUACCUCUCCACAACCCGGAACCAUAACGCCCUCUGCCUCAGGCUGCGUCAGGGAAAGAACAUUGCCCAGAAACCACUGCGACUCUUGCCACUGCUGCAGAGAAGACAUGCACAGCAUGCAUGCUUCCACUCUGCAGAGGAAACCUGCCAAGGACUGCAAAGACCCCUAUUGCCCUCCUUCACUAUGCCAGGUGCCACCCACUGAAAAGAGCAAAAGUACUGUAAACUUUUCUUAUAAGACAGAAACUCUCUCAAAACCUAAAGAUAGUGAAAAGCAGUCCAAAAAAUUUGGGCUAAAGUUAUUCCGGCUAAGUUUUAAAAAAGAUAAGACCAAACAGCUAGCCAAUUUCUCUGCCCAGUUUCCUCCUGAGGAGUGGCCCUUGCGCGAUGAAGACACACCAACUACUAUCCCUAGGGAAGUGGAAAUGGAAAUCAUUAGGCGGAUUAACCCGGACUUGACCGUGGAAAAUGUCAUGAGGCACACUGCACUAAUGAAGAAACUUGAAGAAGAAAAAGCGCAUCGGAGUAAAGCUGGGUCUUCUGCCCAUCACAGUGGAAGAAGUAAAAAGAGUAGGACUCAUCGAAAGUCCCACGGAAAAUCUCGGUCACACAGCAAGACACGAGUGUCUAAAGGAGACCCUUCGGAUGGUUCUCAUCUGGAUAUCCCAGGUGACAGAGAGUAUGACUUUUGUGAUCCUCUUACCAGGGCACCCAGGGAAGGCUGCUUCAUCAUUGAACACAAAGGAGAUAACUUCAUCAUGCAUAGCAACACGAACGUGAUUGAGUCUCAUUUCCCCAUGACACCAGAAUGGGAUGUGUCUGGGGAACUGGCCAAAAGGAGAACUGAGAUGCCUUUUCCUGAGCCUUCCAGGGGAAGCUCCCACUCAAAAGUGCACCGAAGCCACAGCCAUACCCAGGACCGAAGGUCCAGGAAUGAGAGAUCCAGCAAAGCCAAGGAGAGAUCCAGAUCGAUGGAUAACUCGAAGGGCCCUCUGGGUGCUUCUUCUCUGGGGACACCUGAAGACCUGGCUGAAGGCUGUAGCCAAGAUGACCAAACCCCCAGCCAGUCCUACAUUGACGACAGUACUUUAAGGCCCGCGCAAACAAUUGGCCAUCAAAGGGCUCAUGUUUCGUCCACAAGCUAUAAAGAGGUGUGUAUUCCGGAAAUAGUCGGUGGCAGCAAGGAGCCUUCCAGUGCGUGUAGCCUUUUGGAGCCAGGCAGACCACCUGAGAGUUUGCCAUCCUAUGGGGAGCUCAACUCCUGUCCAACAAAAACAGCUACGGAUGACUAUUUCCAGUGCAACACGUCCAGUGAGACAGUCCUCACGGCGCCAUCGCCUCUGGGAAAGAACAAAGAGGAUCAUGACACUCUGACUCUGGCGGAAGGGGUGAAAAAGCUGCCGCUGUCUGAUAGGCAGGCCCCACAUUCUUCCAGAGAGCCUGUAGGGCACAAGGAGGAGUCACCAAAAGGGCCAGGCGGAGGCCCAGCCGCUUCUGGCGCAGUGGCUGAAGGGAUUGCCAAUGGACGCCUUGUCCAGCACCACGGUGCGGAGCCCAGCAGCCUGGACAAGAGGAAAGAGAUAUUCAGCAAGGACACACUGUUCAAACCUCUCCACAGCACCUUGUCUGUAAACAGCUAUCACAAAUCGAGCCUGUCCCUCCUCAAAUCUCUCCCGAAGACACCUGCCGACACACUGCCGGGCCGAUGUGAGAAACUGGAGCCGCCCCUGGGGACCUCGGUGGCACCAGCCGUGCCUGGUUCCCAGCGUCAGCAGGAGUCAGGGGGGAACCAGGAAGCCUCUUUUGACUAUUACAAUGUCUCCGAUGACGACGACUCCGAGGAAGGGGCAAACAAAAACACGGAGGAGGAAAAAAACAGAGAUGAUGUAGGCACCAUGCAGUGGCUCCUUGAGAGGGAGAAGGAAAGAGACUUACAGAGGAAAUUCGAGAAGAACCUCACCCUCCUUGCCCCAAAAGAAACCGACAGUAGCAGCAACCAGAGAGCCACCCAUUCGGCACGCCUUGACAGCAUGGACAGUAGCAGCAUCACUGUGGACAGUGGAUUCAACUCCCCACGCACUCGGGAGAGCCUGGCUUCCAACACGUCAAGCAUUGUUGAAAGUAACCGUCGUCAGAACGCUACCUUGAGCCCGGUCCACGGUGGAGCUGGCCCGGCCUUCAACUUCCGAGCAAGUACGGACCCCGCAACCAGCGAAGCUGAGAAACUACAGAAACCUUCCAACUGCUUGCAAGCUUCUGUUACUAGCGUGUGACAGUCGUUCUGCCUCAGAUCUCCUGUCUCAUUCGAUACAGCCAAGUUUACGACACUGGGACUGAUGUUUACAUCUUGGGAAAGACAAGCAUCUCGACCACAGUUUUUGUGUUUACUUAAACUGUGCUGCUAAGUAGGCUAGGGCAAAAAACAAAAAUCUUUAUUUCAGAGUAUUGCUUUUCACAUUUAUGGCUCUGUAGCAACCGAAUAGCAGUAGGGGUGAUAUGUAUACUUUUGCUUCACUACUUGUAACUGAGCACACAUAGGAAAGUCUAGACACUGUAAGUGUGAUAUGCAUUCCAAUGUCAUGAAGUUGCCAAUUCCAUUUUUAAAUGCCACAGAUACGUGUUGCUCCCAGUCUGUGGUCAGAGGGUGCCACAGAACUGAUCCUUGACACUCCCCCCCCAAAAAAAAGUAAGCCACCCCAAAAUGUCAAAUACCAGGGUCCACCUUAAGGGAAAUCAAUGUCAAACUGACCAGAAGGGACCCCAGCCCUUUGUGUGUGAAUUGUUUAUGCACCAGUCAUUUCUCACUGUGAGUUUUCGUGACACGAUUUUGCAGGAGCCCGUGGAAAUGUGUCAGAAGGGGUCGUGAUCGAAAUUCUGGGAGUGUUUGUUUUCAGGAUUUUGUUUUUAAGUGUUACAGAUGCUUGUCUGAUUUUUAACCUUCCAUAAUCACAAACAGGAAUAUAGGCCUUUGAUUCUGAAGUGGACGAAAGAAGGAGAUCCCCAGCCUGGCUGGGACACAGCACUAAGGGAUGGAAGAGGGAAAUGUGGACUCUAAAGCUGUCAAUCAAAUAUUUAAGGAAGAUAAUUUCCUCCUUGUGAUACUUAUGAUGAUCCUAUCUUACUAUAAUAGAUACGAUAAUUAAUUUGUUUAAAAGCAAAAUGUUCUUUGUGAUACAAAUGAAGAGUAUGGCCUGGGGAUGUUAUUCUUUCUAAUGGAAGGACAUUAAUCUAUUUUAUGUAGUUUUAAAUAGAAUGCCUAAAUUAGGCUAUGGGAGAUCAUUUUUAGUGGUUAUAGGAAAGAGCAAAGUUAGGGAGAGUUGAACUUCAGGCCUUUUAUUCCUGGAAAGAUAUCUAUAGAGAAAAGUUUAAAAUAAUUUUUGAUUAGAAAUAUACAUGUGCCCAUGUAAUUACCAACAGAAUGUGCUCAUUCUGCAAGUAUGGUAUAAUCGGAACUUGUACUCCCCUGAAAUUUAUCAGAGUAACAAAUAUGCAUACAUGAACUAUGCCAGAGUAAUGUUUACAGAUACUUUGUAACCAAUUUCAGGAGGCAUUUUUAGGUGGAUGUAUAGUUACUAGCCCAAUUUACUUCAAAAUGGUUUGUUAACAUUUUGCUUUGGUUUACAAUGUCUUAUUGAAUACAAAGAAGACUCCGCAGCAAAGGGAUUACAAAUAAUCGAGCUUCAACUUUACAGAAGAGAGACAUUUCAAAGUUCCCCAUUUUAUUCUGUGAGAACAAUGGACUAAAUGUGUAGAUAAUGAAAAAUUAUUUGCAGAAGGGUUACAUAUGACACAAGUAAAUGGUCUGACCAAAAGUUUAGUUUAGUGGCGUGUGAGCCAUAUAACCAUAAAAUAUAUAUCCAAAAAUAAAUCUAAAAUCUUCCCACCUCAGACUUCAGUAAUUGGCAUAAAAUGUGUGAAACAUUUCUGCUUCAGUAUUAGGUUCAAUCACUAGGGAUCUGUUUAAAGAAUGCACUCCUAUACAUAGCUGGACCGAUUCUUGAAACAUAUGGAUACUCUCUCAUGCUUUUCAGAUAUUUGGAAGUUGCAUUAGGUCAAACUGGACUCAUCAAGUUUAGUCUAGAUUCCUUUUUGGGUGCUUAUAAUGAAACGUAAGCACAUUUCUUGGUAAACCCCCAUACCACUAAAAUGCUUAAGUCAGUUGGCUUUCAAUCUCAUGCCUUAUUUCCUCCAAGGCAUGCCCUGAUUGCCCAGAAAUGCACUAUUUGUCUCAUUGCUUAAAUAUGUCCAGGAGGAAUGAUAAUCUAUCUAAUAGACUAUACACACAGUCUAUUUCCUUGGGGAGUUAUAUACCAUACGGUUACUAAAUUCUUCUGGCUAAAUUCCUUUUUUUUCCAAAAAACCUGCUCUCGAGUGUUGAAUCAUACCAUCAGUUCAUAAAUAAUGUAACCAUUGAAACAAUACAUCAGCCUCUCGUUGAUCCUCUUGAAAGUAGCCAUUAUAAUAAUCAAACGCUGUGUGGACAGGAAAGGAAAGCAUUACCUUUAAGAGAAGCUUUAAAAUAGGAAUCUAUCAAUAUUUCACACGAUACAGGUUUACAGAAGACAUGAUUCAAAUAAAAUGUGUAUAGUAUUUGCCUGAUGCUAUGGGGUACACUAUUUUAAAAACAACAACAAAAACUCCCUUAGACCUGGAGCCAUUAGCGUAGAGAAGAUGGGCUUUAAAGAUGCUACGAUGUAAGCAGACGUUCCGUGUGGAAAUGUCCCCGUCUGCAUCUAACAGGAGUCGUGGAUGGGGGAGGCGUGGCAGCAGGAAGCAUUGUUACAGAUGUGACCCGAGAUGGUCCUUGGACGGCGGGCGAGCUUCUCAGUGACCAAACCCUCAGCCCACGCCAAGCUUUGCCAACAUCCUUUUCCUCCCCUGAACUGAUAGCUUUGUGAGACGUGGCUGCUUAUCUAGUCUUCACUUAGAGUUUAUCAGCUGAAAGGUUUACAGAACUGAGUCUGGUUGAAUCUUUGUGUAGCGUUCAACUCUAAAGGGUCAACCCGUCUGUCGGCAUUUUGCACACUUAUGUAUUAUUAUGAUGCAGCAUAUUACUUUAUGGCAAUUUUUAUUUUUACAUAUAACUACCUCCAUAAAUUUGAUGAAGCGGCAGCAGUGUGUUUAAAGUGUAUUGUUCAGAAAAGCAAAGUGGAAAACCUCCGUAAACAUGAGGCCAUGGCGUUCUGUGUGUGUGUCCGUCAGUGACUGCCCCUGUGGACUCGUGACUUCUUCAUGGCCGUGGUUUUGUUUUACGGCACUAUUGAGCUUUCAGAUGUAAACCUGUCUCUCCUCUCUUUCCCACAAAAGCACACUUGAUUUUGUUACCAACGAAAGGAAGUUGAAAUCUCUUGUCUUUCCCUGCCCCCUCUCCCCCACCCCACUCCUGCUAAGAGUUCUCCCCGGUGAAGAGCCGAUCGGUAAACAUAAUUUAGCAAGCUCUUUACUCCUGUAAGAAUCUGAUUUGGAAAUUCUAGGUAUUCAGUAACUGAAGACACACAACAAAUUUGGACUGUGCCGGCUUUGAAGUACUUUGGGCCUCUCUGCCUUCACUCACAUGCUCCCAUCCCGAGCCCAAACUUCGGUUUAAUUAAAAGAGCUGUGUUCUGUUAAAUAAUUUGUAUUCCAUUUUAUAUAUUUUGCACAUCUCAGGGGACCUUAAUGAGCAUAUGAAAAGGGGGGGUGCCAUCAAAUAGAGAAGACAAAUGGAGGAGCUGAAUGGGGACCAACCAGGAUAAAAAUACCAAAUUAGUGCUUCUCUGAUGUUGUGGAGUGCAAGCUCAGGAGGCAUAAAUUGAAAGUUAAUCUGGACUAACAAUGAUCUGAACACCAGCUGUUCCCAGGUCUCCCUUUCUCAGAGCCCAACCAGCGGUUCGAAGAUGUAAAUUUAAAUUCUAUCGCAAUCGCCCUGGGGGGAAAAAUUUGUUGGACGAAAAGGAAAGCAUUGUGCAUUUUGUUUGUUUGUUUGUUUUUUUAGGUUGGCACAGCUUUGUAAAAUCCUACCCAGGAUAAAAACCACUUACCGCCACCAAGUGUACUUGAAAAUAAAGUUUUUAACUUAAAUUAUAGGCAUAUAGCUCACAAUACAAGAGUGAACCUAUUUUGAAGUCUCGCCAUUUAUAACACGGGCACUAUUUGGAGCUUGAUUAAAAGCCAACAACAAGCUAUCAUGACUUUGCCAGUUCAUUUUGGGAUCUCAAAGUGCUUCCAAAGCAUUCAGAUUGACAAACAAUUAACAAAGCAGAUCCUACUUGUAAUACCCAUACUUGAAAUGGACAGACAGAAGGGGGGAACCUCAGAUUACCCAGAAAUUCCGUGGCAGCUACCAGUGAUCUGUUUUCUAUCUGUUUGAUAGACCAUCAUGAGAAAUCACUAAAUACAAUGCUAUUUUUCUGAUGUGUGCUAAUAAAGUCGAAGAAAACAAAUACAACUGUA